AUGUCGAACGCGAUAGAGGAUCCCCGGGUCAGGGCGGCCAUUGAGCACUACCUGUUAGAUCUGGAGAACACCCAGCCGAAGAAUACGAAGCGAAAUUAUCGUCCCAAGCAGGAAGAAUGGAAGGAGUGGUGUCAAGCCAACUGGCCUGCGAUCCCGGACGUUUGGCCGGCCUCGGUACCACAGGGCCAACAGCUACCGGGAGACCUGGUCGAUGAAGGAAAGCUCUUGCUCUUCAUGAAGGAGGUAGUGGCAUCACGUCCUCCAAAGAAAGGAAAGAGGGUCGCCGAUGAAAGAAAACGACACCUCGAGGCUCAGGAAGCCAAGAGGGCCGUGAAAAGACGCAGAGCACCAUCAGAUACCAUCGUUGUAGGCGGCGGAGGUAGCGAAUACGAGUCAGACUCCGACUUGGAGUUGUAUGAGUCCACGCUCAAACUACAGUAUAAUACUGUACGGGGCUACGUCUCGGCCAUACAGAAGCUUUACGACGAGCAGAAGAGCCGGGAGUCAAUCCUGCGGCCCGGCCACGGGAUGCCCGACCACACCAACGUGGCAUGGUCCGAGAGGAGAGAUCGCCUGCGCCCUGAGGACGCAGGUGGACUUUCUGCUCGGGAACCACAUGCUGCUGCGGUCCGGCAACCGCCUGCCGAUGGAGUUGGCAGACUGCUUUCCCUGGACUUACCCAACGAGGGCUUCAAGGCCCAGGGUAGAAAAGGCGGAAAGGUUUCCGUCUUCCAAAGAAGCGAAGACUGGUAUGAAACGAAGGUGCUCCGCCGAUCGGCGAAGGAGCCUCAAGCUCCGUUGUCGGGCCAGACUGCCCGAGAAUGGACGUCCAGGUUCUACAAGAAGGCCGGCAUCAAGGUCUCCAAGGUCAGCCACGCGCCUAGAGUGGCCGCGACGCAAAACGCCGACAUGGCCGGAUCUCGGGUGGAGCAGAACAUGGCCGCCGGCGCCUUCUUGGAACUCCUGGAGUGGCUUCGAGAGGUGCUCCUGCAGGACGCUGUCUUCCUUCGCGAGUCCUACCCCGACCAUCCUAUCUUUCAGGAUCCGGUCUUCUCUUGCCCCGAGUUUGAAGCGUUCGCCAGCAAAGUUCAAGACACAUGCACACGGGACCACGAAGACAGCCAUACCACGGUCAUUCAAAAAGCGAUCCCGGUGGUUGCGGAGAAGCUGCGCACAUUGGAUGAGUUUGCGCAGGCCACCUACACCGUCACCUUCAGCCCCGGCCAAGGUGCUGCAGGUCAACAUGCGGAGAUCGCGGAGCUCAUCAACAGAGGCGCCGCGCUCCACGAGAGACGGUCCUCAGGUCCGAGAUAG
This is a messenger RNA of Hirsutella rhossiliensis, 1314 nucleotides long. RefSeq names its product centromere DNA-binding protein complex CBF3 subunit. The record is from RefSeq and is a predicted model, not a curated record. Lineage: Eukaryota; Fungi; Ascomycota; Sordariomycetes; Hypocreales; Ophiocordycipitaceae. Gene Ontology annotation, molecular function: DNA binding. The coding region runs from base 1 to 1314 and encodes 437 amino acids. The transcript is spliced from 8 exons.